This is a messenger RNA of Vanrija pseudolonga, 699 nucleotides long. RefSeq lists its product as uncharacterized. The coding region runs from base 1 to 699 and encodes 232 amino acids. NCBI's taxonomy places the organism in Eukaryota, Fungi, Basidiomycota, Tremellomycetes, Trichosporonales, Trichosporonaceae. The record is from RefSeq and is a predicted model, not a curated record. The transcript is spliced from 4 exons.
AUGCUCCUUUCUUCCCUCUUACUCGUCUCGCUCACCUGCGCCGCGGCGCAGUCCUCCUCUGAGCCCGCCGCGGCGUCGGCGUCGGCCUCCCCCUCGGCCGCGCCCAACUCGACCGCGGCUGCUGGGAACUCGAUUGGUGAUGGGGCUGCUGUCGGCACUAUGCCCCAUGUCAACUUCACCCGCUCAUACUUCACCUUCCCUGUCGACUUCGUCAUCGACAGCGCGACCUACCCCCCGCCGCCAGGCUCCAACAGCACCAUCAUGCUCGAGCAGACGGUCAAGCUCAAGCUCUUCGCAGAGGGGCAGGACAUCCCCAUAACCUGGACCAGGGCGACGCCGCAGGGCAGCAUCUGGUGCGUCGACAAGAGCUCAUGCAGCUUUGCCGACGACUUGCUCCCGACCAUGCGCUACCCGGCGACCAACCCCGCCUGGCCGGCACUCAAGUACCGCGCGACGUUCAACGAGACGCUCGGCUGGCAGCUCGACCCCGCUACGCUGCUCGGCAACCCCGCGCAGAGGUUCUAUGUCCAGCUGGUUGGCGACGGCAAGGGCCAGCUCGAGAACCACACGCUCAACCACGACGGGCCGAUUUGCAACGAGUGGGCCGCGUCGCCGGCCAAGCCGAGCGCUGCUGCGGCCGUGGUGGCGGCGACCCCGGCGCUGGUCACGGCUGCGGUGCUCUUCGCGGUCCUGGUUUAG